Molecule: messenger RNA, 2349 nt
Organism: Ceutorhynchus assimilis (cabbage seed weevil)
Lineage: Eukaryota; Metazoa; Arthropoda; Insecta; Coleoptera; Curculionidae
Source: the annotation of a GenBank genome assembly
UUUUUUUUUCAUACCUCCCUCUGUCUUUUCCAUUGAUAAUAAUUUAAUUGUGCAAUAUAAUUAUCCAUCCAGGCACACAGGAAAACAAAAACAAAAAAUAUGUUAGGUUAAGAUCACAUGUAUUUGACAUAAAACCGCAUCCGGAAUUCCGUUUCAUGUGAACCAUCAAAAAUUACGAUUUUCAAAAAACUGCGAUUUCCGGACUCGCAAUGCGGAAUCCCGCACCAUGAGAACUAGGCUUUAACUCGCUCUCCCACACAGACGCGAAAGGUCGAUUCUUCCUCGUCGCGCCAUCGACAGCGCUCAUGGGUGGAGCGGGGAGAGCUUUCCAGCUGUUCCUGCGAUAGAAGUCGAUUCUCUAGUCGAUCCGUCGAGACUGUCGAGAGCACAGGGACGCAUUCAGCCCGUCGGCGCCGAAGUUUUUCUGCAGAGCGAUACUCGUACGUAUCGACGAAUGCAGACGCAACCAACAAUGAGGGAUUCAACUUGCAUGUUGAAAACCACGUACGACCAAACAGUCCAGACAAUAUUACAGCAGAAGGAGGCCAUUCUCCGUCACUAAUAAUAAAUAAUGACGUUGAGCUAGGCGACGAUUUUUUGGCCAUUUUAGGAAGCGAUCCAAAGGAAUGUGGAAAGUCAACUUUCCAGCUUCAUAAGGCCAUAUCCUCGCGAUGGGAUCAUAUAUUGUCUAAUGGCUUAUCGGACGAGGACAAACGGGUUUUAAAUGACCGUCACAAAAUACCAGAGAAUUUACCCUUGUUAGUGCCACCUGAGGUUAACGCUGAAAUCUUGGCAAUUAUGUCAGCGCUUCAUAAAAAGAGAGAUUCUGGUUACUCGGCAAUUCAAAAUCAGAUUUCUCAUGGUCUUUCAGCUCUUGGACAGGGCCUUAAAAUAAUUCUUGAAGAGGGCAAUAAUUUUCCUAAGGAAUUAAAGGAAAAUUUGAUGACUCCUCUUUGGGAUUCAGGUAAAAUUUUAACCAAUUUAUUUUUUAGCCUAUCGCAAACUAGACGUACCUUGAUUUCUCAAACUGUAAACAGACAGGUGAAAGAUAUUAUAGAAAAAUCUGUUCCUGACACCUCCUUGUUUGGUUUGGAUUUCGGGGAAAAAAUUAAAUCUGCCCGAAUGCUGGAAAAGACAAUGGCGAAAGAAGAGGAGGGAGGAGAUCAAUUCCGGAAAACCGAUAUCGCCCAGGUCGUCCAGGGAGGGGGACGAAACCUUACAAGGGCCAACAAUCCUCGAGACACGAGAAGUUCUAUUCCAGGAAAAACAAGUAAUUCCGCUCACAACACAAGAUGGCGAAGAACCUUACCCUGGUUGCAGCAAAAUUAUCUGGAAUGCAUUACUGCUGAAAAAUUACCCAGAAAAUACAUUAUACGAACCGUACUUCAAUCAUUAUCAGCUGGAACGCUUAAACAGUACAAUUCCACCUAUAAACUUUGGUGGGGUUUUUGCCAAAAACAUAAUCUUUCUGUUUACAAAUCCGGGUUACUCGACCACCUUACAAGUGUGCAUCGAAACAAACAAUUAGCAAAUGGGUCAAAGAAUUAUUGGCGCGUGCCGGCGUUAAUACAGAAGAGUUUCGCGCCCAUUCUACUAGACAUGCGUCUACGUCAGCCGCGAGAAGAAAAGGAAUUUCUUUGGAUCUCAUUCGCCAGACUGCAGGCUGGUCAGAAGAUUCCUCUACGUUUGCAAGAUUUUAUAAUCGUCCUGUUAUAGAUUCAUUUGCUUUUGCAAAAUCUGUACUUAGCUUGUAGUUUUCAUGUUUCAUGUGGUAUUUGGUUUAGAAUAUGUUUGAGUUACUUUUGAUAUAUAUGUCUUACUUAUAAUACAAUAUAUUUUCCUUAUCUUUGCAACUUGUCUUUGAACAUCUACGUGGUAAAAUAGUAUUGAUAUCGAAGGACUGGAGGUCGAACUAAAAUUAUUAGAUCAAACGAACUUACCAGUGAAGUUCGAUCCUAAUUUUAGGAGACCUCCAGUCCGAAGAUAUCAAUUCCCUCCCAUCCCAAUAUUUUUCAGUUUCCCCAGAGGUGUUGCAAAGAUUAUAAUUUAAACAAAAUGACGCGAUGGCGGAUGGAGAUGGCCAACGGCAGCGAAGAGCAGGAGUGGACAGGACCGGCUUCUUUAAACUUAGUGGGUAAUACAGGCGACAAAUGUCUACUACGUGGUAAAUUAGUAUUGAUAUCUUCGGACUGGAGGUCUCCUAAAAUUAGGAUCGAACUUCACUGGUAAGUUCGUUUGAUCUAAUAAUAGACAAUACAUUAACAUUACCAGCAGUGGUGUGUUCGAUAACAAUUCUACAGGAAAUGUGACCAAACAAGCAGAACCAAAAUAAGCCCCGCCCACCCACAC